Molecule: messenger RNA, 1563 nt
Organism: Malania oleifera
Lineage: Eukaryota; Viridiplantae; Streptophyta; Magnoliopsida; Santalales; Ximeniaceae
Product: zinc finger BED domain-containing protein RICESLEEPER 2-like
Exons: 4
Coding region: 1-1563 (520 amino acids)
Molecular function (GO): DNA binding
Source: RefSeq, a predicted model, not a curated record
AUGGACACCAUAAACUUGGAUUUUGAUUAUGAGUGUAAUAUUACUCCAUCUUCAGAUAAAUCUGAAAAGAACAGUUCUUCUAUCAAUGAUGGCACUAGCAAAAAGAGACAACGUAGAAAGACAUCAGCUGCUUGGGAUGAAUUCUAUUUGUUACCUAUAGAUAUGCAUAUGGAUUAUGGAACCAAACUUCAUGUGAAAAAAAUUGAGCAAGAUGUUUAUCGUGAGAAGAUGGCAAUUGCCGUAAUAAAAUAUUGUUAUCCUUUUUCAUGGGUUGAGCAUGAAGGAAAUCAAGAUGUGCAUAAAUAUCUUAAUCCUGAUGUUAAACCAAUUGCUAGGAACACUGCUAAAGCUGAUGUAUUGAAAAUACAUAAAAGGGAGAAGGAGAAACUUAAACUUACGCUACAGAGUGCUUUUGGUAGAGUGUGUUGGACUUCUAAUUGUUGGUCUUCUCCUACAACUGAAGGAUAUUUAUGCAUUACAGUUCAUUUUGUGGAUGAAAAUUGGGUAUUGCAUAGUAAUAUUAUUAACUUUUCUCACAUGCCACCCCCACAUUCAGGAGUUGCUUUGUCAGAAAAAACAUUUAGUGUAUUGAAGGAAUGGGGUAUUGAUAGGAAGAUAUUUUUCAUCACAUUGGAUAAUGCAACUACUAAUGAUAGAAUGCAAGAUAUUCUUUCAAGUCAAUUGUCUUUGCAAGCACCUUUAGUAAGUGGCGGUGAAUAUUUUCAUGUAAGGUGUUGUGCUCAUAUUUUGAAUCUUAUUGUUCAAGAAGGCUUAAAAGUUAUUGAACGUGUUGUGUAUAACAUUAGAGAAAGUGUCAAGUAUAUUAAGGGUUCAGAAGGCAGAAAACGUAAGUUUGAAGAGUGCAUUAAACAAGUUGGUAUACUUGCUUCAAUCAAUUUGCGCUUGGAUGUACCAACUAGGUGGAAUUCAACUUUCAUGAUGAUAGAAAGUGCCCUCAUAUAUCGACGGGCUUUAAUUCAUUAUGCUUUACUUGAUGCAAAUUAUAAGUAUUGUCCGUCAAAUGAAGAGUGGAAUAGAGCUGAGGUCAUUUGCAAUUUCUUGGAGCCAUUUUACGACAUGACAAAACUCUUCUCGGGUUCGGAUUAUCCUACAUCUAAUUUGUAUUUUUCAAAUAUAUGGAAAAUUCAAUUGCAUUUACUUGAAACAAUGGAAAAUUCGGACUGCAUUGUUAAUGGUAUGGCUGCAAAAAUGAAAGAGAAGUUCGAUAAAUAUUGGAAGUGUUAUAGUGUUGUUUUGGCAUUUGCAAUUGUUCUUGAUCCUCGUUACAAGCUUCAAUUUGUCGAGUUUUGUUACUCAAAGAUUGAUUCAUCCACUUCUCGGCAAAAGCUAAAUCUCCUUCGUCAAAAGUUGUACUCUCUAUUCCAAGAUUAUGCAAACAAAUCAAAAUCUUCUUUGGAAUCUACUGCUCCUUCUACUAGGGGUACUGGUGGUAGUGACAAUCUCAUGAGAGAUAAGCUUUCGGUUCUUAACAAAUAUCGAAGAUCACUUUUGCCGGAAAAUGCAAGAGCAUUGAUAAUAACUCGAUAUUGUGGAUCCAAGUGA